Messenger RNA from Rotaria sordida, 1335 nucleotides. NCBI's taxonomy places the organism in Eukaryota, Metazoa, Rotifera, Eurotatoria, Philodinida, Philodinidae. The record is from the annotation of a GenBank genome assembly.
AUGGACAAAGAAAAUACAAGUUCAAUAGUUUGUGUACCAUUAAAUCUUAGUGCUAAUGAACCAGUAAAUCUUGGUGCUAAUGAACCAGUAAUUCUUGAUGAUAAUGAAUUAUUAAUUGAUAAUAAUGAACCACUUGUUCUUGCUAAAAACAAACCUGUUAUUCGUGUUCAUAAUAGAACAUUUGUUCGUAGUAAUAAUAAAUCAUUUACUCGUGAUCAUAGUAAAGGACUUGUUUCUGGUAAUAAUGAACCAGUUCUUUUUAAAAAAGGUAUUCGAGACAACAAAAGACGAGCUGAUGCCCAUAAAGUUGAACGACAAGAUGAUGAAUUUAAAAAAGAAGAAAAUAAAAAAAGAGCAGAAGCUCUUAAAAUUGCGCGACAUGAUAAUGAAUUCAAAACAGAAGAAAAUAAAAGAAGAGCUGAUGCUCAUAAAAUUGAACGACAAGAUGAUGAAUUCAAAGAAGAAGAGAGAAGGAGAAAUGCAUUAAGAAUGCACAAUAGUAGAGAUAAAUACAAAAGUAAUUUUGAUAGCAUGAAAUCAAAUUAUGAGUCAAAAAUAAAAGAAGGACCUACUCAUAUUUGUAGUUGUUGCGGUGGUUUAUGGUCUGAGUAUUCAAUCAGAGAAUAUACAGUCGAGAUGUUAAUAAACAAAGGAUUAAAAGCAGAAUUUAUCAAUACAGUUUGUUAUCUAAAACAUGCGAUCAUUAAAUUAUGUGUUACUUGUAGAAAGGACAUCAUGUUGGGUAAAAUACCUAAUCUCUGUCUAUCUAACGACUUAGCAUUCUAUGAAGUACCGGAUUGUUUGAAAAUCUUGACUGAAUUAGAAGAAAGAUUGAUAUCACCAAGAAUUCCUUUUAUGAUAAUUCGAACCUUAGGCUUUUGUAAACAAUUUGGUCUCAAAGGUAAUUUAGUAAAUGUUCCCAUGAGUGUUGACACAAAUGUUUCAAUAUUACCCAGAAGUUUUAGCGAUACUCACACGAUUCAACUGAAACUCAUGAGACAAAUGAAAAAUAAAAAUGCUUUUAUGUAUGAAACAAUUCGACCAAAAGUUGUACAUACAGCUAUAAAAUAUCUUGUUGAACAAGAACUAUAUAAAGAUGAAGGCAUUGUUAUAUCUAAUAAUUGGCUGAACGAAUAUCCCAAUGAAAGAGAAAAUUUUGUUGUUAAUGAUGAAGAUAAAAAAUUUGUUGAGAAUGAAAACACAGGAAAAGGUUUUGAUGACGAUGACAAUUGGAAUGAAUGUGACGAUAAGCCAAUCACUCCAGGAGCUACUGAAACGUUAUUAAAUGAUGAGAUUGAUGAUCAAAAUGAUAUUGGUAUUAAAUUUGCUCCGUGA